GAAUUAAGAUGAGUUUGCUGCGUUGCCUCUUGUUUUUAAUUUUUGGAACUCUGCUACUCAAAAAUGCAGUCUCGCAAGAUACUAAAUCCCAGGAUGAGGUAAAGAAUGAAUCUGUAGAACGGAUCCGACGACAGAUUGGAGCCUUUGGAUAUGGCGUUGGAGUUUUUGGAGGAAGGCAACUGGCACCCCUUGGUAAUCCCUUGUAUGGGGGAACCUUUGGCAAUCCCUACUUAGCUCAGCCCUAUGGUCAUUAUUUCCAUGAUCGGAGAUUUGGAGGCAACUACGGAGGAGGUUUCGGAGGAAAUUUCUACGGUUGCUAGACUCUUUCUGUUCCCAAUGGCAGUCAAUGUCGACUUAAUAAAGUA
Molecule: messenger RNA, 365 nt
Organism: Drosophila biarmipes
Lineage: Eukaryota; Metazoa; Arthropoda; Insecta; Diptera; Drosophilidae
Exons: 1
Coding region: 9-320 (103 amino acids)
Source: RefSeq, a predicted model, not a curated record